Messenger RNA from Diachasmimorpha longicaudata, 1407 nucleotides. It is a transcript of the gene GABPI, whose product is annotated as palmitoyltransferase ZDHHC23-B. Lineage: Eukaryota; Metazoa; Arthropoda; Insecta; Hymenoptera; Braconidae. Bases 164 to 1060 code for a protein of 298 amino acids. The transcript is spliced from 3 exons. Gene Ontology annotation, molecular function: palmitoyltransferase activity. The record is from RefSeq and is a predicted model, not a curated record.
UAUACAUCUGUCAGCAGAGCGCCCAGAGUGCCCCAGAGUUGUGUUGUACACCCGCUAACCUCUAAACUUCUCCAUGAACAAAAAUUUCGAUCUAACCUAUUGAUAAGUUAAAUUUUAUUUUUAUUGCUAACACCAGAGUGAGAUACUCUCAUACAGAUGAAACAUGAAAAUUCUAUAUAAACUGCGUAAUUUAUCCGGCUGGAGAAGUGGUACUAAACAAGUGUCAAUCGAUGCAACGAUACCCUUGAUAGCACUACCAGUAUUAACCUUAAUAGCUGCUCAAACAAUUUAUUUAACAGUCAUUGUAUUUUUAGUAACGCCAAUUAUAAUCUACCAUCUGCAUCACAAUUUUCUAAGGUUUUUACCACGCUCAAAAUUCUUCCUCAUGUGGACAAUUACAAGUGUUAUAAUGCUGAUGCUGGUUUUUGAAAUGUGUGUUGUGCCAUUAUUAGAAAUUCUUUUUGAGGAGAAUUGUUUAUUUAUGGCGGGUGUUGUGGGUGGAAUAUUUUGUGGAAUAAAAACAAAAUCGAAAUCCGAUUCGGAUUUGCAGAAUGAUAGCUCAGAUGAUUCGGAGAUUGGAAGAGAGACUGAGGAGGUCUGCCUCUUGUGCAAAAAACCUCCACCAGCGAGAACAUAUCAUUGCCGUACUUGCCAGACUUGCGUAGCCAACAGGGAAUAUCACUGCCGAUGGCUGGACUGCUGCAUAGGCUCAAGCAAUUUACCAUGGUACCUCAGUUGCUUAUUGUGCUCAGCUGUGGCCUUCAUUUACGGUUCUAAUCUCACAAUGACCAGCGUCUGCCAUCCCUUCAUUUUCAUUGGAACAAUCCUCCUGCCAGACGAUUGCAGUGAUGUCUAUCAUCAACUAGAUCUUGCCCUGUGCUUGGUCUCAGCCAUCUACAGCUUGCUCAUAGGAUUGGUCGUACUCUGUUACUUAAUUUAUCACAUAUACUUGAUAUUUUUACGUACUACAGCCCAGGAGAGACACAUCUCUUCUCAGAGUAAAAAUGAAUACAAUGGUUUAUUGACCAAUAUAUCUACUCUAGUGUGUCGUGAAUUGUAAAUUUAUUUAGGGGCCAUAUUUUAAUUGUAGCAUACAAUGAAAUGUAAUUAUAUACAGUGAUUAUCAGUCUAGUUUGUGGCUGCGUUUUACGCUUAUAAUCUACUCAUGAAAGCGCUCGAAUAUUUUUGUAUAUUGAUAGCUAUUUAUUAAUUGAGAAAUUGAAAUCUCACCCCGAAAUGUUUUUCAAUGUUUAGUCACAUUUUUAUUUAUCAUUAUAUAUUGCGAUUGCAUAGUCUUUUUUUUACUUGAUGAAUGUAAUGCAAAUUAAUUACAACUGUGAUAAAACUUAUACGAAGAGUCUCAUCACAAUUUUAACGUAGAAAUAAAUGUACAUUACAUAUAAGAAA